AUGUCCAAGAAAGGUGUUGCCGGUAACAAGCUUAAGAUGACGCUCGGUCUGCCUUGCGGCGCCGUGCUCAACUGCUGCGACAACUCCGGAGCCCGUAACCUCUACAUCAUUGCUGUCACGGGUACUGGUGCGCGCCUGAACCGUCUCCCCGCCGCCGGUGUCGGUGACAUGGUUAUGGCCACCGUCAAGAAGGGAAAGCCUGAGCUCCGUAAGAAGGUCAUGCCCGCUGUUGUUGUCCGCCAGAGCAAGCCCUGGCGCCGACCUGACGGCAUCUACCUCUACUUCGAGGACAAUGCCGGUGUUAUCGUCAACGCCAAGGGUGAAAUGAAGGGUUCCGCUAUUACCGGCCCUGUCGGUAAGGAGGCUGCUGAGCUUUGGCCUCGUAUUGCCUCCAACUCCGGUGUCGUCAUGUAA
This is a messenger RNA of Aspergillus puulaauensis, 414 nucleotides long. It is a transcript of the gene RPL23A, whose product is annotated as 60S ribosomal protein uL14. Gene Ontology annotation, molecular function: large ribosomal subunit rRNA binding; structural constituent of ribosome. Lineage: Eukaryota; Fungi; Ascomycota; Eurotiomycetes; Eurotiales; Aspergillaceae. The transcript has 5 exons. Gene Ontology annotation, biological process: translation. Bases 1 to 414 code for a protein of 137 amino acids. Gene Ontology annotation, cellular component: ribosome; cytosolic large ribosomal subunit. The record is from RefSeq and is a predicted model, not a curated record.